GAAGAAGAAGCCUUCUCUCUCUCUCUCUCUCUCUCUCUCUCUCUCUCUCUCUCUAUCUAUAUAUAUAUAUAAAGAAGCCUUAUAUCAUCGAUUCAUGCGAUAGAGAGAAAUCAGAGAGGAUUUCAAAUUGUAAGAAAGCAUGGGCGGAGGCAAAGAAUAUUUUCCAUAUAUCGGCGAGCACUGCCAAUACGACGACUGCAACCAACUUGAUUUCCUUCCCUUCACCUGCAACGGCUGCCGCAAGGUGUUCUGCUUGGAGCAUAGAACUUACAGAUCCCAUGCCUGCCCAAAAGCAGAUCACAGCAGCAGAACUGUUGCCGUCUGCGAUAUCUGCUCGGCUUCAAUCGAGAAGAAAGCCAAUGAGGACGAUAAAGACAGCCUUUCCCAGCACGAGAAAUCCGGAACUUGCGAUCCAUCAAAGAAACGUAAGCCUCGAUGUCCUGUGCCGAGAUGCAAAGAGAUUCUUACCUUUUCCAAUAAAAGCGCCUGUAAGGUUUGUAACCUUAAAGUCUGUCUCAAGCAUCGCUUCCCGUCUGAUCAUUCUUGUAGGAUGACUAAAUUGGUUGCGAGAACUGGCCUUGCAUGCAAAGAGAAGAAGGAGAGCGUCCUGCUAUCUUCUUCUAUCAAAGCAUUUUGAAAAAUGUUUGGCGAAGUUGUAUUUGCAUUCUUGAUUUAUUAUUUAUUUUUUAUGUGGUGCAUGGCGUUAUAAUCUGAACAAAUUAGUGGAUGUUAGCUUAAUGUGAUUCUCUUCAGAUGAUUUAAAACACUUAUGAAAUUGUGAGAUUUUCUUUUA
This is a messenger RNA of Dendrobium catenatum, 793 nucleotides long. Its product is annotated as zinc finger AN1 domain-containing stress-associated protein 12. Gene Ontology annotation, cellular component: cytoplasm. Gene Ontology annotation, molecular function: zinc ion binding. The record is from RefSeq and is a predicted model, not a curated record. The coding region runs from base 140 to 637 and encodes 165 amino acids. The transcript has 2 exons. Lineage: Eukaryota; Viridiplantae; Streptophyta; Magnoliopsida; Asparagales; Orchidaceae.